GACAGCAGUGUGCCAUUAGGAAUGGACAAAUUCCAGGCAGUUUUGAAAGAUGGAAAAAUCUUAUGCACGUGAGUAUAACAGUUAAAUUAUUUUUAGAGAAAUGGUUUUGAUUUUUUAAAAUUAUCUAUCCCAGAAGUAUAGAGUGAAGUUUGUAGAUUUCCAAAUUACCUUAAAAAACUUAAUUUUAAUUUUCAAUAUACCUUAGGAAAGUUGAAACAAUAAGUUCUUAAUUUUUUUCAUCUAAUCAUACAUUUUUGUUGACUUUUACGUAAAGAACACAAGUAGAUUUAGAUGCAAGAAUAUUGUCACUGGCAUUUCCCCUCAUCUUAAUAACACUCUGAACUUUAAAAUUUUAUUUCUACUGUUAAACAUUCCAACAUUUUUCAAGCAUCACAGUUAAUUAACAGGUAAACCUAAUUAGGAAUUUAAAAUGUGUCUUCUCGUUUGGAAUAUUUCAGUUUACUUAUAUUUAAUUUGUUGUUUUAAUUCACAGAUUAAUCAACAAAAUAAAACCAGGGAUAAUCACCAAAAAGAUCAACAACUCUAGAUGCCAUUCCUCCAGAUGGAAAAUACCAGCAAUUUCUUGGAAGUCUGUGAAAAAAAGAAAUCUCUAAGACUGACCUCUUUCAAACAGUUGAUCUGUAUGACAAAAUCAACAUGGUUCAAGUGGUCAAUUGUAUUUACGCUCUGGGCCGAAAGGUACAGUACUGUUUUGUUCUGUUACAAGAUCAAUACAUUCUUCUGCAUGUUCGGCAUUUUUUUAGCUUUAAUUUAUCAUAAAAAUAAAAUGUGCGAAUAAUCUUUUAAUUUCUUUCUUUCUUUUCAUACAGUUUUUAUUAUGACAAUAAAUAGAUUUAUGGAAUAAAUUUAUCUAUAGAGGUUAAAUUAUAAUAUAAGUAAGAUUGUUGGUGAAUAUUUUAUUUUUCUUGAAUCAAUCUACAUGUAUCAUCAUUAUGUACAUUUCUUUUCCCAUGUGCUAAAAUUGAAGUUCCUCAUACCCUAACUCUGUUGAACACCAUACAUUUAAGACUCCUUCUCCCCAUUCAAAUGUAUCAUUUGAGAAUUAAUUGAAGCACAUUAAAAUGUACUGAUUUGAUGUGAAAUUGAAAUUUCGAAAUAUUUUUUUUUUAACAUUUGUUCUAUAAAGGAUGGUCUAAACGAAAUUGUGCAUUUUAUUCUGACAAUAAACAUUUUUAACCAACGGCACAUGUUUCAUUAGCAAAUGUAAUUUUUCCUUUAUAAUAAUUUAUCAACAGUUUGUUUGGUUUCAUUGAUAACUCAGUUUUUUAAAUUUUUUUUCAAAGGCGCCCAAAGUUGGCUACCAAGGCCCUACACUAGGAGUUAAGGAGGCAGACCAUAAUCCACGCAACUUUGAUGCAGAAACACUAAAUGCUGGCCAAACAGUCAUGGAUCUCCAAAUGGGAUCCAACAAAGGAGCCAACCAGGCAGGAAUGAGCUUUGGGAGCUCUCGAAGCAUUAAUGACCAUGGCACGAAUGGAACAGAAUAG
This is a messenger RNA of Lymnaea stagnalis (great pond snail), 1508 nucleotides long. The record is from the annotation of a GenBank genome assembly. NCBI's taxonomy places the organism in Eukaryota, Metazoa, Mollusca, Gastropoda, Lymnaeidae.